AUGGCCGACUGGAAGUCUGGACCUCCGACGCGAAAUCGCCAAGCGUCCGUCGGGUCCGUGUCGUCGUCAAUGUACUCAUGCAACAACGACGACCCCCUUGGCUUGCAGAACACGUUCAGCUCCACAUCGUCCGACGAAAGGUGGGCCACGUUCCAAUCCAGAGACACAUGCUAUCAAUGCGGCGAGAAGUUCUCCGUGUGGAAGCGAUCGCAUCGGUGUCGCAACUGCGGGUGGUCGUUCUGCAAAAGCUGCUCCAACCACCGCGUGGCGCUCAACGGCCAAACGCACAAGUCGCGGGUGUGCGACCUGUGUUUUCCCAAGGUGCUGCUCGUGGGCCCGGCCCCUCCCGCGAACUCGUUCUUCAAGGCGUUCGUUCCACGCGGGGUGUUUGCCGGUAUGCUGAGCUACCUCAACUUCGUCGACCUGUGCGUCGUGUCCAUGUGUUGUCGGCACUGGUACAAGCGCGCGUCCCUCGAUAUGCUGUGGCGGCCUCUGUACGCGCACACGUUUCCCAUGGCCGAGUCGCCGGACGCGACGUUCCAGCGGCACAUUCACGGCAUCGAGUUUGACAGCCUGCCAUGGAAAAAGAAGUUUGAGCUGCGGUGGAUCGCCCAGCGCACGGCGCAGCUGACGGCGGAGAAGAAGAAGUCGUUUGCGGCCAUGGCGGACCUACUGGCGUCACUCAACCUGGACAAGUACACGCCGUUGUUCGAGCAGGAGGAGAUCGACAUCGAGGCGCUGUGCAUGAUGAACGCCGGCCACUUGCGCGACCUAGGCAUCCCCGCCGGCCCUCGCAUGAAGCUCAUGAACGCGGUGGCGCUGCUCGCGACCGACGGCCCCGACGACGAUGACUGGGAGCAUGAUGACGAGUACUCGUCCGCGGGGCCCGUCACCCCCGUGGCGCAGUACAUCAGCCGCCGCAACCACAUGAAGCAGUACAAGGCGUCGCUGGUGCGGCGUGUGCAGCAGUCCACCGUCCGGAUCGCGGUGCUUACGAGCGACGGGCGACUGCUCAACGUCGGCUCGGGCAUCAUCGUACAUGAGCGGGGCCUCGUAGCCACGGCGCUGCACUGCCUCGUAAGCGACCAGUUCGAGUUUGACUGCAUCCGCAACCCCGACGAGUUUAUGAUCCUCGUGGCGCCUACCGUGUCGGCGAGCGAUCCCCCCGCGUGGAAGUACCGCGCGUCGGCGCUCCCCCAAUGCUGCGAGGAAGAGCUCGACUUUGCCUUGCUCUGGAUCGACGGCGAAGUCAUGUCCGAUCCCCCCUGUGGCCUCUACAUUGGCGACGUGACCGAGCGCAGCAUCGCCAGCACGUGGGUGGUAAGGACCACGGUCGAAUCGGCGUCGCUCGAGGUCAAGCUCCCCGCGGUGCCUAUCGGCAACUCCAACAACGUCGAGCCCGGCGACGAAAUGUGGAUGUUUGGCUACCCCAGCAGCGGCCAUAACACGAUCACGGUGCACCACGCCAUCUGCUCGGGCACCGACUCGCAGGUGUUUAACGGCCAAGAGGUGGGCAAGGCCAUGCUGCGCACCGCCGCGCAACUGGACAAUGGCUUCUCGGGGGGCGCCGCGGUCGACAGAAGGGGGCUGCUCGUCGGCAUCAUCUCAUUCAGCGUGCUGAGGCAGGACCGCGUGCGAUCCAUCAACAUGAUCAAGGGCGCGAUCGAGCUCGCCAAAAGCGAACGCAUCGGCGUCUAA
Messenger RNA from Aphanomyces astaci, 1698 nucleotides. RefSeq lists its product as hypothetical. The record is from RefSeq and is a predicted model, not a curated record. Gene Ontology annotation, molecular function: metal ion binding; protein binding. NCBI's taxonomy places the organism in Eukaryota, Oomycota, Saprolegniomycetes, Saprolegniales, Verrucalvaceae. The transcript has a single exon. Bases 1 to 1698 code for a protein of 565 amino acids.